GGAAGCUAAUAGUUCUUCUAUGGUUUUUUAUUUCGGACCGCGAAUGAUGUGACCCAAGUCAUCAUGGUUGAUCGGUGGCUUGCUGUGAGCGAAGCCCCCGGUGCCCCACUGGGCCACUCAAGGAACAGAUGCAUCUCGACGCCUACCCAUCCAUCUACCUCUCCCGCAAGCCGACAGACUAUCUGUCUGCUUAUAGCAUCAUAAUGACACAGUAUAGAAAUGAUCGGCAUUCGUUUUCUUUUGUUCCAGGCGAUAUCAGACCUUUCUGUCCCCUUGUCCCACCAGAUAUCACAUCCCAUAACACGGUCUCCCACUCGUUUCUAGUUCAGCUUCUUUCCUGCAUCUCUUCGGGCAAAUAUUCGGGCAUAUUGGUCUUGUACCUUCUCAUUCCACUAUUCUUUAUUGUUCCAUUCCCCCUCGCUACUUUUUUCGGUGGCUCCUUUCUCUCCCAGCCCACUGGUCCUCAUAAUUGGAUAUCAGAUUGGUCUUGAACGGCUCCGCUUUUGAGCAAAAAGAGGCCAAGAGGUGGAGAGGUGCAAAUCACUCUCGAGGAAGUUCCUUUUUUAGAAUCCUUUUUAUUUUCCUUUUCCUCGCCGAAGC
Molecule: messenger RNA, 600 nt
Organism: Aspergillus candidus
Lineage: Eukaryota; Fungi; Ascomycota; Eurotiomycetes; Eurotiales; Aspergillaceae
Exons: 1
Coding region: 129-491 (120 amino acids)
Source: RefSeq, a predicted model, not a curated record